UCGGCCUAUAAAUAAUAGCGGCGCCGGCAGUUCCUUCGCGACCGCGUGGUUCUUACGACGGACGAUCCUCCCUCCCUCACUGCGCGUACCCUUGGGCGGCGGCGGCGACUAUGGCCAAGGGGCGCAGGCGCGGGGCGGAGCGGCUCCUCGGCCCCACCGCCCGUUGCGAUGGCGGAGGCGCCGCCGAUCUUCCCGACCUCUCCGAGGACGACGUCUGGCCCGCCGUCCUCACCGCCGCCGACGAUCACCCGGCCUUCUCCGCCGCCGUGGACGACGGCGACCACCACGAUAUGGGCCGGCCCGGGACGGGCCUCACCGGCGCCCGCCGCUGGGCCGAUCGGCACGUCGGCGGGCUCUCCCUGGCAUUGGAGGACGCGUACCCAGGGGCGCCGGCCCCCCAUCCGCCGUACGAGCGGCACCGCGUGGUGGCGGCGGCGGCUUCGGCUCCCGUGGACGUGCCGGCGUGGCCGUGGGCGCUCCGGACCCGCUCUGGAGGGCCGUCACCGGAGCGGGAGGAAGAAGACGCGGAUGGGGAGUGGCUGCCGCCGCACGAGUACUUGGCCAGGGCGCACGGGAGGUGCCUGGCGACGUCGGUUCUGGAAGGCGCGGGGAGGACCCUCAAAGGCCGCGACAUGAGCCGGGUUCGCGACGCAGUUUGGAGCCAGACCGGCUUCUCCGGUUGAACCUGUAAUCCGUCCACCCGAGCCGUCCCGACUUUUGAAGCACUCCUUUCCUCUCUCUUUACAACACCCCGCCUUCUUUUUUCCUUUUCCCAAAAACAAGCAAACAUAAAAAAAGUGAGAUUAUUGAUGUGUGUUGGAACUGUGACUUGGCCAUGCGCCUGUUGUCGAAUAAUGAUAAUAAAAUAGUUCACAGCAA
Molecule: messenger RNA, 879 nt
Organism: Musa acuminata subsp. malaccensis (wild Malaysian banana)
Lineage: Eukaryota; Viridiplantae; Streptophyta; Magnoliopsida; Zingiberales; Musaceae
Product: protein S40-6-like
Source: RefSeq, a predicted model, not a curated record